CUAGUUUCAGCCAAAGUGUCAAACAAGCGUCUGUCAAUCUGUCAUCAAUGUUUUCCUGAGUUUAUUUUGUAAAAGGAAAUAUUGUGAUAGUUCAACAUUUCCAUAUAAAUAGGAAAGUUUAUUCACAAUAUAAGAAGUGACUAUGUCGAUUACUACAUUGUAUUAUAUGCAAUUGAAACGGGAAAAUGCGCAUGAGGACUCAAUUUGGUGUUGUGGCUGGAGUAAAAUAGAUAAUGAGAAGCCUAAAGAGCCUGAAAAUGAGAAUAUUGAGCCUUCACAUGAUUCGAACCACGAAGCUGAAGUUAGUUCAGAGAACUACUUGAUCACUGGAGGGCUUGAUGACUUGAUCAAAGUGUGGCAGCUUGAGAACGGCAAACUGGAGGAGAAACAUCAGUUGGAAGGACACUCUUUGGGUGUCAUAUCUGUUGCUGUCAGCCCUGAUGGGAAGACAUUAGCCAGCAGUUCUCAAGACUCCUCCCUAAUACUUUGGGACUUGACGAAUGGUGAGAAAAUAAAGACAAUGGAGACAGGUCCCACAGAUGUGUGGACUUUAGACUUCUCUCCUGAUGGCAAACAUGUUAUAUCUGGGAGCAAUGCGGGGAAGAUUCUCAUAUUUGGAGUAGAAAGUGGGAAGCAAGAGCAGACUUUAGAUACAAGAGGAAAAUUCACAUUGAGUGUUGCUUAUAGUCCAGAUGGAAAGUACAUAGCAAGUGGAGCCCUGGACGGUAUCAUCAACAUCUUCGAUGUGGCUCAAGGCAAGCUUGUCCAUACGUUAGAAGGUCACGCUAUGCCUAUAAGGAGUCUUUGCUUCUCACCAGACUCUCAGUUACUGCUCACAGCCUCUGAUGAUGGGCAUAUGAAACUUUAUGAUGUAGUUCAUGCAAACUUAGCGGGCACAUUGUCAGGGCAUGCCUCAUGGGUGCUGUCAGUAGCUUUCUCACCUGAUGGCAAAAGGUUUGCAUCAGGCAGUGCAGACCGGACGGUACGAGUCUGGGACCUAGACAGUAUGCAGUGCCAACAUGUAUUUAAGGAACACAGUGAUCAGGUUUGGGGUGUGAAGUUUAAUGCAGAAAGUAAUAAAAUUAUGUCUGUAUCAGAAGAUAAAAGUUUAAAUAUUUAUGACUGCCCAUUAUAAUAAUGUAUAAUAUUAGUUUUUUAAUAUACCAUACCAUCUUGUAAA
Molecule: messenger RNA, 1180 nt
Organism: Helicoverpa zea (corn earworm)
Lineage: Eukaryota; Metazoa; Arthropoda; Insecta; Lepidoptera; Noctuidae
Product: WD repeat-containing protein 61-like
Exons: 7
Coding region: 143-1135 (330 amino acids)
Cellular component (GO): Cdc73/Paf1 complex
Molecular function (GO): protein binding
Source: RefSeq, a predicted model, not a curated record